AUGUGCGGCGCAGACGUCUUCCUCGCCAUCCUCGCCGUUUUCUUUCCGCCCAUUUCUGUAUGGAUAAAGCGCGGCAUUUGUACUGCCGACUCGAUCAUCAACCUCGCGCUCUGCUGUCUCGGCUAUAUUCCCGGCCUCCUGCACGCUUGGUACAUCAUCUUGAAAUACCCAGAUUCCGAUCCUGAACAUGAGGGUUACGAACAUCUCACGGGCUCCCGCCGCGGUGAUGUCGAAAGCGGUCGGGUGACCUACUACUACGUGUAUCAUCAACCUGCUGCUCCUCACCCGGGGGACAGAAACUACGGUGCAACGUCGGCCUCCCAGACUGUCCCACCGGAAUCACACCAGCCGGAAGCUGGCGACAGUCGUCCUCCGCCAACAUAUGCUGAAGCCGUGAAAGGUGACCAUAAGGUGCAGACUCAAGAUUGA
Molecule: messenger RNA, 429 nt
Organism: Rasamsonia emersonii CBS 393.64
Lineage: Eukaryota; Fungi; Ascomycota; Eurotiomycetes; Eurotiales; Trichocomaceae
Product: Stress response RCI peptide
Exons: 2
Coding region: 1-429 (142 amino acids)
Biological process (GO): endosome transport via multivesicular body sorting pathway
Cellular component (GO): fungal-type vacuole lumen; fungal-type vacuole membrane
Molecular function (GO): ubiquitin protein ligase binding
Source: RefSeq, a predicted model, not a curated record